GGGUGAACGCCUGGAGCCGAGAGCUGUGUGGGUGCCUCCGAAGAGUUGCAAUUUCGACGGAACCCGAGCAAUUUUUUCUACGGAACGUUGUGGCUGCAUUCAGCGCUGUUUUCGGGGCCGUCUUCAUCACGACGAGCCAUGGAGAUACGGAUAAUUGCACGCAGCAUCGACAGGCACACGGAUUGGUGUCAGUUAGGCCUUGCGCGGUUCUUCGGGCUGUGCUGGUAGCUUCAUGUUGUUCGCGGUUCUAGAACCGCUUUCGGAGUAUCGUCCUCGGUGGCCCAAGAUGCUCGUCCCGCCGCCGCGCCCUCCCGCGGAGUGACCGGCGCCAUGCGGGCCCAGGACUCGGACGUUUCCCCGAUCCCUCGCGGGCCCGCCUGACACACCGUGGCGCCGUCCGCCUCCCAAAACAUGGCGGCGGACAGGACCACCUUAAACGCUACAGCCAUGCAACGGACGCACAGCCGAUCCCUGACCUCACUGCCCCCGGAACCCUUUAUGAUCAUGCGCAGCAAGGCGCUCAACCGGCGUGUCAUCAUCAACGUCGGCGGCGCCAAGCACGAGGUGCUCUGGCGGACGCUGGAGCGUCUGCCCCACACUCGACUAGGGCGCCUAAGAGCCUGCAACACACACGAAGCCUUACUCGAGCUAUGCGACGAUUAUUCGUUAGUCGACAACGAGUACUUCUUUGACAGGCAUCCCAGGUCUUUCGGGGCGGUGCUUAACUUUUUCCGCACGGGAAAGUUGCACCUGGUGGAAGAAAUGUGUGUUAUGGCCUUUUCGGACGAUCUGGAGUAUUGGGGCAUCGACGAGCUCUACCUGGAGUCAUGCUGUCAGCAUCGGUAUCAUCAGCGGAAAGAGCACGUUCACGAAGAGAUGAGGAAAGAGGCGGAGUCUUUGAGGCAGAGGGAUGAAGAGUAUUUCGGGGAGGGUAGAAGAGCCAGGUUCCAAAAGUUCCUCUGGGAUCUGCUCGAGAAACCUACCUCAUCAUUGGCAGCGAGGGUGGUGGCAGUGCUGUCCAUCCUGUUCAUCAUCCUGUCCACAAUCGCGUUGACGCUGAACACACUUCCGGAACUCCAGGAACGGGACCACAAGGGCGAAGUGGUGGACAACCCAAAGUUGGCACUCGUCGAAGUCGUCUGCAUCACAUGGUUCACGUUGGAAUACCUGCUGCGUUUCCUGUCUUCCCCAAACAAGUGGAAGUUCUUCAAGGGCGUGCUAAACGUGAUCGACUUACUGGCCAUCAUGCCGUACUUUAUAUCUCUGUUCCUGACGGAGACGAGUACCAAGAAGCAGGACCAGUUCCAAGACGUUCGCCGUGUGGUUCAAAUCUUCCGCAUCAUGCGUAUCCUACGUAUAUUGAAACUGGCUCGCCACUCAACGGGCCUGCAGAGCCUAGGGUUCACACUAAGGAACAGCUACAAAGAACUGGGACUGUUGAUGCUGUUCCUAGCGAUCGGAAUCAUGAUUUUCUCUAGCCUGGCCUAUUUCGCAGAGAAAGAAGUGGAGGACACCAAAUUCACCAGCAUACCAGAAACGUUCUGGUGGGCAAGUAUCACCAUGACGACGGUUGGCUACGGGGAUAUCUGCCCAACCACGCCUCUGGGUAAAAUUGUUGGUAGCGUGUGCUGUAUCUGCGGCGUGCUCGUGAUCGCGCUGCCCAUUCCGAUCAUCGUGAACAACUUCGCGGAGUUCUACAAGAACCAGAUGCGCCGAGAGAAGGCGCUCAAGCGCAAAGAGGCUCUGGAGCGGGCCAGGCGGGAAGGCAGUAUUGUGUCCUUUCACCACGUUAAUCUAAGGGACGCUUUCGCCAAGAGCAUGGAUCUGGUGGAUGUGCUUGUCGACACUGGCCAUAACAUCAGCCAGGUGGAUGCGACAAGCCUGGGCGAGGAUUCCGGGCGCGUAAAUACCGGCACCGGCUGCUAUCGCAACUACGACCAUGCCUUGGCCGGAGGCUGUGCCACCCGGCAGCGGGACUCCCAGUCAUUGCCACCGGGAGCCGUGGGACCCGCGCUGCCUCCCGCGCUGCUCGACUCUAGCCAAGCGCAACAAGGGCAAGGGCGACCACCACAGCACCAUCAGGCAUCAGCGGACGAUACACUCAAUUCCCUCAGCGGGAUGCCCCCCGCAUCAUUCACAACAGGUCAAGGAUACGCCUCACCCGAAGUAAAGGAGUUUCUGGACCAGGACAGCAGCAACGGUUGGCCAGGCAGCGUGGGAGUGGACUUUCGAGCCAACAUCGAAUUGAAGACCAUUAAUCGCUGGGACGUCGGAAGCGUCGAGAGCUCAGAUACGUACGCCUCCUGCAACACGCACCCUUUUCCGUCCCAGGGAGAUUUAACGGAAGACUUGAGCCCUCCUCCCCAGCUGCCCGACGCCAGCAACGUCUACGUCAACCCGCUCGACCCGUCCCUGCCUCCUGGAACCACAGCUACAGGUACUGGAGUCCCACGAAGACCAAGAUUCUUGCAAGGUAUUCGUACUAAGGCGAGGUUCGACCCCGUCGAUGUUAGUAGGGCUUUCCGUACCGGAGACCCCCUCGUCCCUGUGGGACCCCGGCUGUUCAGUGCAACGCCUCCGCCGUCGUCGUCUCCCAGUAGGAGGUCGACGGGAGGACAAUCUGGGAAGUCACCUUUUGCCAAAGUUCUCACCCUGUUCACCCCAGGCAAGAACGGCAGCAAAGGAUGCCUCCUCAACAACUACUCCGACCUCGCACCUAUCGCAGCUGGAAGCCCCGAAACCACCUCCAAGAAGAAGUCCAUCCUGAAGAAAUGCAGCUCGGGCAUCAGUGACAGCCGCACCGAAGAGACCGAAAAGCUCAUCCUCGAACCACGACCGGACGAAGAGCGACCUGCCCGAUGCGUCCCCUCCCAACCGAUCAAGUUCCUCGACGAAGGAACGCGCCAGACUGCCACGACUGGCACAGCGACUACACCUAGUCUGGCAACGGGGAUGCGGGUGGAAACGGUUGACGUCAUGUGUUCUCCCGUGGAGUGCUCUGCGCCGGUGGUGGCGCCCUCGGUGGCCACUUCUGUGGGCGGGACGACGCACUGUUCGAACCCGGUGUGUUGUGCGGCCUCUUCAGGCGGGUGCUUGUGCGGUAGAGGUGUGGUGGUGUCAGCGGAUAGCGCGGAGUUGGCGCCACUCCUCGCUGCAUCUGAUGGAUCGGACGCAGGGGAGAGUCCGUCGGAAGAGACGGCGAGGUUAUUGGGACCGCCGCCACGACCGAUGACGUCGAGGCAGACGUCGAAAGAGGCGUCGUCCUAGCCAAGCCUUGUAUAGACCAGUAUCGCGAUAAUCAAAAAAAAAAGAAGAAGAAGAAGAAAGCAACAAAAAUCGUCAUCUGCCGGACGUCCAAGUCUCAUCAUCCUUUUUUAAAAGCUCCCAUCCACCAUCCUGCAGCUCCCAGUUCUUCAUCGAAGCUUCAAAUGGAUGGUGAACAGCGCGUCGGGUCCUCUCAAACUCCUUUACUCGAAACUCCGAUGCGAAGAACCAUACUUCUCACUAAUGCAAUCCUAUAUGCGGCACAUGUACAAUGUAUAUAGGACUCAUCGCGCACCGUUUCCUACGGGUUAUUUUCUACUGUUGCACGAUGUAGGAAAAAAAUAGAAGUAACAUACGGGGCCGGCGGGCUUCGAGAAAAUGUGGUUUGUACCGCGGGGUUCCUUUCUGUCCUGUUGAGUUUAAUAUCUAGGGAAUCACGUGUGACCUCAACGCAGCCUCGUAAACUUUGAGGAGCCUCGAAGCCGCACCGAAAGACCGCACUAAUCCCACACACUAUCCCGGAACGUAUUGCAGAAGUGAUUUGCGGACACGUGUGCUAUUUCAAAAGUUCCUCUCUCAAAUUGUACCACCUUCAUUCAGUCUUCCCAAAGUCGUACAAAUUUCCAGUGUUCACGAAGAUACAAUCGAGUACCUCGUUCCAACGUUCGAAAACAGACUGUGUUUCUUCUGUUAACAAUGAGCAGACGAUAUCGAAGCUAGUUCCGUUUCCACUACGCCGUCUGCGAUUUUGUCUUUUUAGAUAUCGCACACACAUAAAUGCGCAGUGAAUUAUUUGAUAUCCCCUAUAUGAUGUUUGACAAUGGUCAGCCACGAAACUCACGGCGACUGGACAAUCUGUUUUGCGAAGGCGACUGAAACAGCCAAUCGCAAAUCGCUAUUUCGGUUACUUACUCCCGCAUGGUGCCGCCGUCUGUGGUGCUACGUCAUAAUUUCUACAGCGUACUCGAGAGAAAAACACAACUAAACGGUACUUCACACGACAGAGCAUUCUUGAAAUGGCCGCACUAUUUUUUCGCACGCGGAAGGAUACCCAGUGCAACACACCACCCUAGCAGACGGCUCUACUCGCUGUCGUCUGCGAAGAAAUAUGAACGUUGACAACGGCUCCAAUUUCACGAACGUUUUCAUGACAUCUUCUCAGUGUGUUUAUUGACGCAAGUUGGACAGUGCGCCGGGACUUUCUGGCGGCAAGAUAUUUUAUACUUUCGGGGGUUACGUUAUUAUUAUUUUCUUCGUGUGUGUGCGUGCGUGUGUCUGCGCGAGCAUGGUGUACAUAGUUUUUCUCUACUUGGUUUUGUUGCAAACCUACACUCUUUAGGCUCUGUUGAACUCUGAACUGGUUAGAGCUGUUUUUAGGGCGUUGUUAAGUUUUGGUUUGGUUUGCAGUGCGUUUGAUUUUUGUGAUAGUUUAUUUUCCGGCGAGUUUCAUGUUGGGGUACAUAUUCCUCUUCUGUUCUUUGUUGGACUUCGAAGGGAGAUUCGAACGCAUUGUGAUCCGCGCGCGAAGGCGAUUUGUAAAAUCGUGUCAACUUGCUUGCAAAAAUUCCGCUUUCUAACUCCUUCCAGCCUACUUUCCCUCCUCUUCGAGCUUCCCCGCUUUGCGCUUGAAUCUUUUCACGAAUUCCAUCAAAACUUACAGAAGGCAUUUCUACUGUGCAACAAAUGCGCCGAAACUUUGUGACGUCAAGGCCUAAAUAUCAGACAUCGUGCCAAAAAAUAUUUACCGGUUGUGGGAACAAGCCGACCGCCCCAACUGAUAAAAUCCCCGGCACCCUGUCCGAUAUUGUUCCACCGUCGACGGUUCACGAAUUUUCGGCAAAACUCGCCGGAGUUUCCACAUACUCGACGCUCAACACAAACUUGGGAAACAAAACCUUGCUAAAUUUAUUAUCUGUGAUCGUGCUCGACUGAACAGGACGGCUCGGAUAGUGGUUUUUAUCGCACUUACCCACAUUGCUUUAUUUCUGUUUUGUUUUCUAUUGCGAUGAUCUCUUCGUGUUACUAAUCUGUGUUUUAUAACCCCACGCCUGUUACGCGCUGCGAUUUUUCACCAAGCUCGAAUGUAUGAGGGAAUUUAGUUCCGCAAGCGAACCAAAGAUGGCGCUAGCACUUAUCCGGCCAAAAAACGACCUCCGAUUCGUCCUGUUUCUUGUCGUACACUUAGUCAAUGUGUACUAUAGGAGAUAUAUAUAUAUAUAUGUAUAUGCAUACGUGGUUAACCAAGAGCUAUGUAUUGUCGUCCUGCAUGCACCGUCAGACGCUUGUGCACAUUGCUAUCGCUCGCUUUUUUCGCAAGCAGAUGACAAAGAGAUGAUGGCGCCAGCUACCGCACGACGUAGGAUCCUUCUCGCCCGUGUUUUCUUGGACCUCACUUUGUGUUCGGCUACCGCAUUUCCAUUGUUACGAGCUUCCCUGUGUUCAUUUACUUGUGGUUCACUCUACGAGGCAGCUAUUGCGAUUUUCUCGUUCCUUCUUUUGUGGUUCCAACUUCAAAGUCCGCUAGCUCACCCUUCUGAACCGUUACGGAUACAAAGAACUGUAUGUCGAUGAACAAAAGUCGGCAGUGUGUUUUCUUUUUUACUUUCUGUGAUGUGUCUGCUAGUAGGAAAGAUGAACUGUUGUUCGAACUCGCAAUAAUAACCGUGAAACAAAUAAAAAAAAAAUACGUGGA
Messenger RNA from Ornithodoros turicata, 5956 nucleotides. It is a transcript of the gene Shab, whose product is annotated as potassium voltage-gated channel protein Shab-like. Gene Ontology annotation, biological process: protein homooligomerization; potassium ion transmembrane transport. The record is from RefSeq and is a predicted model, not a curated record. Gene Ontology annotation, molecular function: protein binding; delayed rectifier potassium channel activity. The coding region runs from base 412 to 3267 and encodes 951 amino acids. NCBI's taxonomy places the organism in Eukaryota, Metazoa, Arthropoda, Arachnida, Ixodida, Argasidae. The transcript has 8 exons. Gene Ontology annotation, cellular component: membrane; voltage-gated potassium channel complex.